AUUCUUGUGACUUGUGAGUAUAUUAUGCAUACCCAAAUAACUUCUUUCUCUAUCCACUCCUGUGGUAUUAGCCAUUAGGCACAUGAAAAGUCAAAGCCAAAGCCUAGGAACUAGGAAGAGAUCCAUUGUCAGCGGGGGAACACAUCACUCACCACCUCCAAAUUCAAAAGCACCUCUGCCACAUCUUACCAUUUCAUUUCAUUCAGGAUCUGAAGAGAAAACAUCUGAAGAAGAGACAAUGGUUACAGGAAAAGGUGCCAAAGGCCUGCUUACUGGGAAAUCCUCCACCCGUGCUCCCAUUUCUGCUAAUAAUGGAAGCAAAUCUAUCAGUAAAGGAAAGUCCGAUAAGAAGAAGCCCAUCUCUCGUUCAUAUCGUGCGGGCCUCCAGUUUCCUGUGGGGCGUAUCCACCGUGUGUUAAAAUCUAGAGUGUCUGCAAAUGGGAGGGUAGGGGCAACGGCAGCAGUAUAUUCAGCAGCCAUAUUGGAGUACCUGACAGCAGAAGUUCUGGAAUUGGCAGGAAACGCGAGCAAAGAUCUCAAGGUGAAACGUAUCACUCCAAGGCAUCUGCAACUUGCUAUUCGAGGAGAUGAAGAACUUGACACUUUGAUCAAGGGUACCAUAGCAGGUGGAGGUGUCAUCCCUCAUAUUCACAAGUCACUUAUUAACAAAUCUACCAAGAAAGAUUAGCCUUUUUGUACUUGAGUAGUGUUUAAUAUUUUCAUUAUGAAACUUUAAGAGUCAUGGGAUUGAUGUACUGGUUAUUUCAAGACUGGUGUAUUCCAGCUCCCUUGUUUUGUAAUAUGGCUUAGUAUGAUUAGUUAUUGUCACUUGAUUUUAGUAUUUGUCUAACAUUGAAAGACAAUCUCAUUUCCUGAAAUCACAGAGCCUGUACAGAUGGUUUUGAUAAGUCAAUCCAAAUUUUUCUUAAAUUCAAAUUCUCCUUA
Cryptomeria japonica (Japanese cedar) is the source of this 945-nucleotide messenger RNA. RefSeq names its product probable histone H2A variant 1. The record is from RefSeq and is a predicted model, not a curated record. NCBI's taxonomy places the organism in Eukaryota, Viridiplantae, Streptophyta, Pinopsida, Cupressales, Cupressaceae. Gene Ontology annotation, molecular function: DNA binding; structural constituent of chromatin; protein heterodimerization activity. The transcript is spliced from 3 exons. Bases 83 to 688 code for a protein of 201 amino acids. Gene Ontology annotation, cellular component: nucleosome.